AUGUACUUGGUGAUUCUGAUUCUAAAGGAGCGGGGUGGCUGCUACCAGGACAGCCGUAGCAUCAACUCCGACAGCCUCAGUGUCCAGGGAGGGGCCUCGGCCCGCCAGAGCAGCCCAGGAGGAGAGAGGUUUCUGGGCCGAUCCACCAAGGCCAAGGGGGGCGACAGCAGCCAGACCCGGGACUCCUGCGACUUCUCCAACUGCAGCGACGACAACACCGAGGCGGACGACAACACGGAGGAGUAUAACAGCAACCUGUUCGAUAUCGUCUGCGAGUCCUCAGCCACGACGGACGAGGAUGGAGACAUGGACUACGAGCCUCAUCACAGACCCAGGAAGAGGGGUCCCCCUGGGGGGUCUGAGUCGGUGAAGAGGAUUAAGCAGGAGACUGCUGAGGACACAGGGCCUAUAGCCCAGCUAGCAGCAGCACCAGCAGUCUCCCAGUCCCCAAAGCCUGAUAACUCCCACCAUGCCUUGCCACACAAACCCUCCCAGCUGGACACUUUGGUUGGUGGUGUGUCGUCGUCUCUGCUGGGAGGGCGCUCCUUUCCUCAAAAACCUCUCUCCAGCUCUGUCUCCAAACCUCCCAUGAUGAGCACUGGUUCUCCCAGACACCACGACCCGUCCUCGUUGUCGACCCAGGCCCUGAGCACCCUCCCUGGGGCAGGUAGUGAGUUGAUGGAGGGUUUGGCCCCGGAGGACCUGCUGAAGCCUGGAGGAUCCGAGGGGCCGUUUGGGUACCUGACUCCCUCCUCCCCCAGUGGGAUGAAAGCUGAACUGGACCUCCUGGGAGCAGAGACCAAAGGAGAGGCUACAGGUACAGUUAACAUCCCUCUUUCUAACUCCCUGUAA
Molecule: messenger RNA, 852 nt
Organism: Coregonus sp. 'balchen'
Lineage: Eukaryota; Metazoa; Chordata; Actinopteri; Salmoniformes; Salmonidae
Source: the annotation of a GenBank genome assembly